AUGUUAGGGGACGCAGGUUACCCCCUCCAGCCGUGGCUCAUGGCUCCCUUCCGUAAGCCGCGGAAGCAAGAGGAAGAGAACUACAACGAGUGCCUCACGAAGACCAGACAGGUCAUCGAGAGGACUUACGGAAUCCUCAAGUCCCGCUUCAGAUGCCUGGACAGGUCCGGAGGGGUCCUCCAGUACACCCCUAUCGUGUGCGGCCGCACAAGUGUGGCCUGUGCAGUCCUGCACAAUUACUGCAUCCGCCACCACGUUUCCCUCGCUGACCCACCCGAGCACUACAGGCGGACACUGGGCUUCGUUACCCAUCUCUCUCGCGACCUUCCACCAGAGGCAUUCAGAAACCUCUACACUGCCCUCGUCUUGCCCCAGCUGGAGUUUUGCUGGGCCAUCUGGGGCCCACUGCAGCAGUCACGUCAAAAUGCCCUAGCAAGCAUUCAAAGAAGGGCUGCUUUUACGUUCUACCGCCGCAGUACCCCCAGAAGUAGCCUCCUCAGUUACCGUGAUGUUAGCACCGACUCUCUCCUCCGCAACGCUAACUGGCGGUCGCUACAACAUCGAAGAGACGUUGCCUCCAUCCGGCUGUUUUGUCGUGGAAUGAGUGCGGACGACAUGGACUGCCCCAACAUACCACGUCUCAACAGGCGUAGCGGUCGUCUGCAGCCGGUGCUGGCGCGCACUCUCCGCCACAGGAGAACAUGUCUCCUACGAGCCGCUGAACUCUGGUUGGCCCUACCCCCGGAGCUGACCGCAGUGAUUCCUAAGGACAGGGACUCUAUAAAAGAACUUUGUCAAUUGAUAUCCCGGCAAGAUGGCUGGCACCUGUGA
Messenger RNA from Ixodes scapularis (black-legged tick), 831 nucleotides. RefSeq lists its product as uncharacterized. Lineage: Eukaryota; Metazoa; Arthropoda; Arachnida; Ixodida; Ixodidae. The record is from RefSeq and is a predicted model, not a curated record. Bases 1 to 831 code for a protein of 276 amino acids. The transcript is spliced from 2 exons.